UCAAUUCAAGCGAUAGGCAAGCCCGGACACACACCGGUAGGCGAUGAGCGGCGUUGCUGAUUCGACCCAGGCAACCGGGGGAUCCAAAAAAACUGUUGAGCCGGGGACGGUUGAAGACCACACCGUAGACCACACCAGCGAGGAGCCGGGACUAUUCGACGGGUUUUUAUGGACGUGACAAUGACUCUCCAGGAUGAACUGACCACAGCCGCGGCGAAGGGAAACACGGCAGCGGUGGAGGCUCUUCUGGAGAGAGGGGCUCAAGUUAACGGGACGAACAGUUUUGGACGAACAGCUCUGCAGGUAAUGAUGAUGGGGAGCACGUCGGUGGCUCAGCUGUUACUCGAGCAUGGAGCGAAUUCCAACGUGGGGGACUCAAGCACCGGGGCAAGCCCGCUGCACGACGCUGCUCGGACGGGCUUUCUGGACACUGUGCACCUUUUAGUGCAGCACCACGCAGACCCACAGGCCAGGGACAAGUUAAACCGUCUGCCUGUCGAUUUAGCCAGACAGCACGGCCAUAGAGAUGUUGUUGAUUUCCUGGAGAGUCUGCAAAAUCCCUAACGCUGUGAUGUCUUAUUUUUAUUUUUUUAACUCCUUGCAGCCGGUUCUGAAGGUGGACUUUGCAGAGCAGGGGCCUAAAAAGGCCUUCAGCCGAAAUUACACACUUGAAGUUUUGCUGUAAAAUGCAGUAUUGCUCUUUAUUUAUUCACUUUCGGUGUGUAUCAUUAUUUUAUUUCUAACGAAAUUAGGGUUGUCGAUGGGUCUAUGUGUAAAAAUGUAGGCCACAUUUUCACACAACAACAUCGCAACUUUUGUUAAUUUAAGAAUACGUUUUAUGUUUUGUUUUAUUUUUGGGGGGGGGUUUUCCAAGUGUUUAUUUUCACUUUUUAAACAUUUUUCCUUGUAAAUAUAAUGUACAGUUUUACCCAAUUAUAUUGUUUGCAUAUCAGAUAUUUAACUAAAUAAUACAAGAGAUAUUUUAGAAAGAAAUUGGAAACUUUGCGAAGUUUGUGAACUUUUUUUUUUUUUUUUUUUUUUUUAAAUCCAGGAUGCACACUACUGAGGUCUAAUCUCAUUAUUACCUAAUACUGAUAUUCUGCACCUUGAUGUAAACUGUAACACUGGUUUGAGGGCUGGACUGCUGUAGGAUGCGUACUGGAGAAUUAAAAACAAAUGGAAAAUA
Molecule: messenger RNA, 1186 nt
Organism: Maylandia zebra (zebra mbuna)
Lineage: Eukaryota; Metazoa; Chordata; Actinopteri; Cichliformes; Cichlidae
Source: RefSeq, a predicted model, not a curated record